ACUCUCCAUUGAUAUUUCAUUACAGAUAGCAGCAGAAUCAGUGAAGAUAAAAUGUUAAACAUGAAGGCAUCAAUUCUUCAACAUUUAGCUUUUGGAGGUUCAAUCACUUCAGCGACAUGCCAGCUUGGGAAGUCAUCAAACAGAUACUUGCCUGGUCCUGCUACUACCACAAGUUCAAAGCAAAGUAAAGUGAAUUCAGUUAUUUCUAAGAUGAACAAUCUUGGCAGAAAAGCAGACAGUUUUGCAAAUGGAGUCAGAGAGCAUGUGAGAGUGGGGCCAAAGAUGAGUGACACAGUAAAAGGGAAACUAAGAUUAGGAUCUAAAAUUCUCAAAGUUGGCGGAGUUGAGAAAGUGUUCACUGAAAUGCUUAGUGUUACAGAUGGAGAGAGGCUGUUGAAUGCAUCACAGUGCUAUCUAUCAACCACGUCUGGGCCAAUAGCAGGCCUCCUCUUCAUUUCGACUCAUAAAGUUGCCUUCUGCAGUGACAGAUCCAUCAAGGUCUCUUCUCCAACAGGAACAGGAACACUCACAAGAAUCCAUUACAAGGUGUUGAUUCCGCUUGAAAACAUCAAGUGUGUCAACAAAAGUGAAAAUGCGAAGAAUCCUUCGCAGAAGUACAUGGAAAUAGUAACAGUGGAUAGCUUUGAUUUUUGGUUCAUGGGUUUCUUCAACUAUCAGAAAGCUUUUAAAUAUCUUCAGCGAGCUCUCUCGUCAGCUUAGAGGAAGCCUGGAAGAUUGUACAUAAUUUUUUCUUUCUUUCUUGAGAUGAGAUUGUGCUUCAAUCUCAAAUUCCUUUUACUUGUUUCUUCUCAGGCUCCUUUGGUACAAAAUAGAAAUAAGAAAUGACA
Neltuma alba is the source of this 848-nucleotide messenger RNA. RefSeq names its product GEM-like protein 7. The record is from RefSeq and is a predicted model, not a curated record. The transcript is spliced from 4 exons. Bases 52 to 720 code for a protein of 222 amino acids. Lineage: Eukaryota; Viridiplantae; Streptophyta; Magnoliopsida; Fabales; Fabaceae.